Dissoconium aciculare CBS 342.82 is the source of this 713-nucleotide messenger RNA. RefSeq lists its product as uncharacterized. The transcript has a single exon. The record is from RefSeq and is a predicted model, not a curated record. The coding region runs from base 210 to 584 and encodes 124 amino acids. NCBI's taxonomy places the organism in Eukaryota, Fungi, Ascomycota, Dothideomycetes, Mycosphaerellales, Dissoconiaceae.
ACGACACGGACAAGGACGUCGCACAAUCGAGCGAUGAUAUACGCGAUCGCCUGCUCACUACCCUAACCGACGCAAGCGAAUCGACCCUCUCAGCCGAAAAGUCCGCUUGAACACUUCACGCAACCGAAUGACCCAUUCAUACAACGAUUCUCCUUUCGACUUUCCUGCGGGAAAUCUUCUCUAGGUCCGUCGACAUUCACUGGUUGAACAUGUCGAUCUCGACCGAGGCCGCUUUUUUCUCCUCGCAAUGCGCCAGAGCUUACACAGUGGACGCACUUUUGCGACCUUAUACGAAACCCGAUGCAGCGCGGACUUUUUUGCACAAACAGGGUGCGCUUUCUCGACCGAUCGGCGACGACUUUUUCUUCGCUUCCUUUUCUUUUCGUCACUUUUUUUUUCUUAUAUCGCUGUUAUGUCUGUUUGGGGAAAUGACGGAAAGGAAUCAUCCGGGCGGCUAUCUGUUUGAAAUUCUUUCUGCUAAAGUUAUUGAUACCCCCUCUCGCACACACGCUUCAUCGCGGGUUUUUGGUGCGCGCGUUUUCUCGAGUACAUACAAGGCAAAAUCAAUACCGAUUGUCCAUUGAAUCGAAUCUUAUCUGUCAAUUGUCGAUCAAUCGUUGUGACCGGAUCUGUUCAUUUCGGCUAUCUAACCGUAGGACAUCCAUCAGGACGAGCGUGGCUCAAUUCCGGGGUAAUGAUGGCAUUCGAAGAAU